This is a messenger RNA of Myotis davidii, 4635 nucleotides long. RefSeq names its product symplekin (gene SYMPK). Gene Ontology annotation, biological process: cilium movement involved in cell motility; cilium assembly. Bases 40 to 4635 code for a protein of 1531 amino acids. The record is from RefSeq and is a predicted model, not a curated record. NCBI's taxonomy places the organism in Eukaryota, Metazoa, Chordata, Mammalia, Chiroptera, Vespertilionidae. Gene Ontology annotation, cellular component: radial spoke; mRNA cleavage and polyadenylation specificity factor complex. The transcript is spliced from 29 exons.
CCCAUCUCUUUCUCCUCCAGGGUGUCUGGGGCGGCGGCCAUGGCGGGCAGCAGUGGGGACAGCGUCACCCGCCGGAGCGUGGCGUCACAGUUUUUCACGCAAGAGGAGGGGCUCGGUAUCGAUGUCAUGACCACUUCAGAGAGAGUGGUCGAUCUCCUGAACCAGGCAGCACUGGUCACCAGUGAGUCCAAGAUCACGCUGCUCAAGCAGGUCCAGGAACUGAUCAUCAACAAAGACCCCACCCUCCUGGACAACUUCCUGGAUGAGAUCAUCGCUUUCCAAGUCGAUAAGUCGAUUGAAGUGCGCAAAUUUGUCAUCGGCUUCAUCGAGGAGGCCUGCAAGCGAGACAUCGAGCUGUUGCUGAAACUGGUCGCGAACCUCAACAUGCUCCUGCGGGACGAGAACGUGAACGUGGUGAAGCGGGCCAUCCUCACCAUGACCCAGCUCUACAAGGUGGCCCUGCAGUGGAUGGUGAAGUCGCGGGUCAUCAGCGAGCUCCAGGAGGCCUGCUGGGACAUGAUGUCCGCCAUGGCUGGGGACAUCAUUGUGCUGUUGGACUCCGACAACGAUGGUGUCCGUACCCACGCCAUCAAGUUUGUGGAGGCCUUCAUUGUCACCCUGUCGCCCCGCAUGGCUGACUCGGAGAUACCCCGACGCCACGAGCAGGACAUCAGCCUGGACCGCGUGCCCCGGGACCACCCCUACAUCCAAUACAACGUGCUGUGGGAGGAGGGGAAGGCAGCCUUGGAGCAGCUCCUCAAGUUCAUGGUGCACCCCGCCAUCUCCUCCAUCAACCUGACUACAGCGCUGGGCUCCCUCGCCAGUAUCGCCCGCCAGAGGCCGAUAUUCAUGUCCGAGGUGAUUCAGGCCUAUGAAACCCUGCAUGCCAACCUGCCCCCCACGCUGGCCAAGUCUCAGGUGAGCAGCGUUCGCAAGAACCUCAAGUUGCACCUGCUGAGUGUGCUGAAGCACCCAGCCUCCUUGGAGUUCCAGGCCCAGAUCACCACCCUGCUGGUGGACCUGGGCACGCCUCAGGCCGAGAUCACCCGCAACAUGCCCAGCAGCAAGGAUGCCCGAAAGCGGCCUCGAGAUGACUCGGAUUCCUCGCUCAAGAAGAUGAAGCUGGAGCCCAACCUGGGGGAGGACGACGAGGACAAGGAUCUAGAACCGGGCCCAUCGGGGACCUCGAAGGUCUCAGCCCAGAUCUCGGGCCAGUCAGACACAGACAUCACAGCCGAAUUCCUGCAGCCUCUGCUGACACCCGAGAAUGUGGCCAACCUGGUCCUCAUCAGCAUGGUGUACCUGCCUGAGGUCAUGCCUGCCUCCUUUCAAGCCAUCUACACCCCAGUGGAGUCGGCAGGCACCGAAGCCCAGAUCAAGCACCUGGCUCGGCUCAUGGCCACACAGAUGACAGCCGCAGGCCUGGGGCCAGGUGAGUGUCACACGGAGCCGACUCCGACCAGGGACUGGCCCUGUGCCUGCUGGUUCCUCCUACUGGAAGGGCCCUUCCUCGUGGUGGAACAGAUGAAGGUCACAGGGGCGUCAGGCAGGCAGCGUGCGGUGUCUCCGUGGCCUGGAGACACGGCUGGGCCCGAGCUCCGGAAAGGAGGUUCUGAGUCUCUGUCCCUGUCGUCUCUCCCACGUAGGCUGGCGGGUGCCGGGGGGCGCAAGAAGAUCUUCCGUCUGAGUGACGUCCUGAAGCCCCUGACGGACGCCCAGGUCGAGGCCAUGAAGCUGGGCGCUGUGAAGCGGAUCCUGCGGGCUGAGAAGGCCGUGGCCUGCAGCGGGGCGGCCCAGGUGCGCAUAAAGAUCCUGGCCAGCCUCGUGACGCAGUUCGAUGCGGGCCUGAAGGCCGAGGUCCUGUCCUUCAUCCUGGAGGACGUGCGGGCCCGGCUGGACCUGGCCUUCGCCUGGCUCUACCAGGAGUACAACGCCUACCUCGCCGCCGGGACCUCGGGCUCCCUGGACAAGUACGAGGACUGCCUCAUCCGCCUGCUCUCCGGCCUGCAGGAGAAGCCAGACCAGAAGGACGGGAUCUUCACCAAGGUUGUGCUGGAGGCGCCACUGAUCACGGAGAGUGCCCUGGAGGUGAUUCGCAAGUACUGCGAGGAUGAGAGUCGCACCUACCUGGGCAUGUCCACCCUCCGGGACCUGAUCUUCAAGCGCCCGUCCCGCCAGUUCCAGUACCUGCACGUCCUGCUGGACCUCAGCUCCCAUGAGAAGGACAAGGUGCGCUCCCAGGCCCUGCUGUUCAUCAAGCGCAUGUACGAGAAGGAGCAGCUGCGAGAGUAUGUGGAGAAGUUUGCCCUCAACUACCUGCAGCUCCUGGUCCACCCCAACCCGCCGUCCGUGCUGUUUGGAGCCGACAAGGACACAGAGGUGGCAGCGCCCUGGACUGACGACACAGUGAAGCAGUGUCUGUACCUCUACCUGGCCCUCCUACCUCAGAACCACAAGCUGAUCCACGAACUGGCCGCUGUGUACACUGAGGCCAUCGCCGACAUCAAGCGGACGGUGCUGAGGGUCAUCGAGCAGCCGAUCCGAGGAAUGGGCAUGAACUCGCCGGAGCUGCUGCUCCUGGUGGAAAACUGCCCCAAGGGCGCAGAGACUCUGGUCACGAGAUGCCUGCACAGCCUCACGGACAAAGUCCCGCCCUCCCCGGAGCUGGUGAAGCGUGUCCGGGAUCUCUACCACAAGCGGCUGCCCGAUGUCCGCUUCCUCAUCCCCGUGCUCAACGGGCUGGAGAAGAAAGAAGUGAUCCAGGCCCUGCCGAAGCUCAUCAAACUCAACCCCAUCGUGGUGAAGGAGGUCUUCAACCGCCUGCUGGGCACCCAGCACGGUGAAGGGAACUCGGCCUUGUCCCCGCUGAACCCUGGAGAGCUGCUGAUCGCCUUACACAACAUCGACUCGGCAAAGUGCGACAUGAAGUCCAUCAUCAAAGCCACCAACCUGUGCUUUGCGGAGCGGAACGUGUACACGUCGGAGGUGCUGGCCGUGGUGAUGCAGCAGCUGAUGGAGCAGAGUCCCCUGCCCAUGCUGCUCAUGCGGACCGUCAUCCAGUCCCUGACCAUGUACCCCCGCCUGGGGGGCUUCGUCAUGAACAUCCUGUCCCGCCUCAUCAUGAAGCAGGUGUGGAAGUACCCCAAAGUGUGGGAGGGCUUCAUCAAAUGCUGUCAGCGCACCAAGCCCCAGAGCUUCCAGGUCAUCCUGCAGCUGCCGCCCCAGCAGCUGGGCGCCGUGUUUGACAAGUGCCCCGAGCUCCGGGAGCCCCUGCUGGCGCAUGUCCGCUCCUUCACCCCCCACCAGCAAGCACACAUCCCCAACUCCAUCAUGGCCAUCCUGGAGGCCAGUGGCAAACAGGAGCCGGAGGCCAAGGAGACUCCUGCAGGGCCCCUGGAGGAGGUGAGGACCAGGUAUGAGCACCUGGUGAACAUGCUGACCAAAAUCCUGAACCAGCGCCCAUGGUUCCACCCCAAGCUGGACUCGCUGCGGGAUGACCCCGAGAUGCAGCCCACCUACGAGAUGGCCGAGAGGCAGAAGUCGCUGUUUGUCCGGGGCGGCGGCAGUGCUGAGGGCGAGCAGGAGAUGGAGGAGGAGGUGGUAGACACGGCCGUGCCCAACGUCAUGGAGUCGGCCUUCUACUUCGAACAGGGUGGCGUGGGCCUGAGUUCCGACGAGAGCUUCCGCCUCUUCCUGGCCCUGAAGCAGCUGGUGGAGCAGCAGCCCAUCCACACCUGCCGCUUCUGGGGCAAAGUCCUGGGGCUCAAGCGCAGCUACCUGGUGGCCGAGGUGGAGUUCCGGGAGGGCGAGGAGGAGGUGGAGGAGGAGGAGGUGGAGGAGCUGACCGAGGGCGGCGAGGUCAUGAUGGACACCCACGGCGAGGAGGAGGGCGAGGAGGACGAGGACAAGGUCGCCGAUGUCAUCCCCAAGCCGCUCUGGAAGCCGCCGCCUGUCAUCCCCAGGGAGGAGAGCCGCUCGGGCACCAACAAGUACCUGUACUUCGUGUGCAAUGAGCCCGGCCGGCCGUGGACCAGGCUGCCGCACGUCACGCCCAGCCAGAUCGUGCAGGCCCGCAAGAUCAAGAAGUUCUUCACCGGCUACCUGGACGCACCUGUCAUCAGCUACCCGCCCUUCCCGGGCAACGAGGCCAACUACCUGCGGGCCCAGAUCGCCCGCAUCUCGGCGGCCACGCACAUCAGCCCCCUGGGCUUCUACCAGUUCAACGAGGAGGAGGGUGACGAGGAGGAGGAGGGCGGCGCCGGGCGCGACUCCUUCGAGGAGAACCCGGACUUUGAGGGCAUCCCCGUGUUUGAGCUGGUGGACUCCAUGGCCAACUGGGUGCACCACAUGCAGCACAUCCUUCCGCAGGGCCGCUGCACUUGGGUGAACCCUUUGCAGAAGAAAGAGGAGGAGGAGGAGCUGGGGGAGGAGGAAGAGAAGGCCGAUGAGGGGAUGGAAGAGGCGGAGCAGGAAAUCGGGCCCCCUUUGCUGACGCCACUCUCAGAAGAUGCAGAGAUCAUGCACAUGCCACCCUGGACCGCCCGCCUGUCCUGCGCCCUCUCCCCGCAGUACUCCGUGGCGAUCGUGCGCUCCAACCUCUGGCCCGGGGCCAGUGCCUUCGCCGUCGGCAAGUAG